This is a messenger RNA of Cutaneotrichosporon oleaginosum, 582 nucleotides long. Lineage: Eukaryota; Fungi; Basidiomycota; Tremellomycetes; Trichosporonales; Trichosporonaceae. The record is from RefSeq and is a predicted model, not a curated record.
AUGAGCACGGCACCAGCACGCGCCGCGCCACCACCCCCGCCCACCGAGAACGGAGACGGCGCCUCGCCUCGGGAGCGUCUCUUCGCAGCCGCUAAGACGGACAACGAGGACCUGCUGCUGAGCGCACUCGAUCAGCUCUUGAGCGUCAACGCUCAGGACGGUCUCGGCAACACUGCUCUUCACUACGCCGUCAUCCACGGCUCCACGGACGUGUUGGAGCACAUCGUUGACCACGACUCUUGUGAACCCGACAUCCCUAAUAACCUCGACGGCGAAACCCCUCUGCACAUCGCAGUACGGCAGCGCUGGGAGGACCAGCCGGGCGUGCGGUUGUAUAUUGUGGGCACGCUCCUCGAGGGCGGCGCGAACAUGCUCAUAAAGAAUCGCCACGGCGAGCGCCCCAUCGACCUUCUUCCUCCGUACCGUGAGGGCGCGGACCCUAACUCGGACGAUGAGAAGGUCCGCGCAAUGAUCCGGCGCGCGCAGGCUGAGGCGCAGCUUGGGGCUGAUGAGGACAUCGCCAGGGACUACGACGACGACGACAUGUACGACCCCAACGAUGUUGCGUCCGACUCGGAUUAG